Darwinula stevensoni is the source of this 498-nucleotide messenger RNA. NCBI's taxonomy places the organism in Eukaryota, Metazoa, Arthropoda, Ostracoda, Podocopida, Darwinulidae. The record is from the annotation of a GenBank genome assembly.
AUGGACCAGCAAUUCAGUCAAGAGGACGAGAAGGCGAUGUUUUUCUUCAGCCUCUUGGAUAAGAAUCUGAAGGAGAUCAAAGACCUCGGGGCGUUGCAGUUCUACGUCUGGCUCCGACAUUUCUGGCCGUCCGUCAAGAGUUCCUUUGGUCGCAUCAUGGGCAGAAUCGAUAUCGUCAAGGAGACUUUCAAGAGCCUCUGUAAGGAGCACAAGAAGACGUUCGACCCAAACAACAUCCGAGAUUACAUCGACGUUUAUCUCAACGAGAUGAAAGAACAGGAGGAGAAAGGGGAAAAGAAUCCCAACUUCAAUGACCUGCAGCUGCAGAUCAACAUACAGGAUUUGUAUUUUGCGGGGAGUGAGACGACGGGGAACACGGUGCGAUGGGCCAUCCUUCUCCUGGCCCUCAAUCCCGACGUUCAAAAACGCGCUCAAGAGGAAAUCGACUCCGUCAUCGGCCGGGACCGGGUCCCCUCGUACGACGACAAGAAAAGGUAU